AUGAUACUUGGAAAGAAAGAAGUCUCUCCUCUUCUCUUUCUUUCCUCCUUUCUACCUUUUUCUUUCUUUUUCCCUUUACUUUUCUUUUUGCUAUUUCUGUCCUUUCUUUCACCUUUUUCUUUUUCCUUUGUUUGCUUUCCUCUUUAUUUUUUUCUUCCUUUCUUUUCAUUUUUCUCUUUUAUCUUCUUUUCUCUUUUUUCUUUCUUUUUUUUUUCACUCUGUUUUGUUUUCUCUUUUCACCUUCCUUCUCUCUAUUCAACUAUCUGUCUUUCUUUCUCACUUUCCUCUAAUGCAUUCACUAUCUUUUCUCUUAUUGUGACUCUCCUCUCUCCUCAACUGUCUUUCUUUCUUUCACCUUCCUCUUAUGCAUUCACUAGCUUUUUUCUUAUUAUGACUCUCCUUUUUUCUCUCUCCUCAACUAUCUGCCUUUCUUUCUCUUUUUAUUCACAGUCUUAUGCAUUCUCUACCUUCUCUUAUAUUACAACUCUCCCCUUUUCUCUCCAUUUAUCUAUCAGCAUUUCCUUCUCAUUUUGUUUUUCUUUUUUUCCUUUUUCUCCUUCCUCUUUUUCAAACUCUUUCCUUUUCUUUUUAGCCAUCACUUUGAGAAGCAUUUCGUAUAGAUUCUCUCUCUCCUAUUCUUUUUUCUUUUCAUUCUUUUGCUCUUUCUUUAUUCAGUUUUGUUUCUUCUUCAACUUAAGAACCUCUCCUCUCUUUUUCUCUCUCAUACUUCCCAACAUACAUUUUUUUUACUACUUCCCCUCACUUUUCCUAUUCUCUUCCCCUCACUUUUCCUAUUCUCUUCCCCUCACUUUUCCUUAUUCUCUUUCCCUCACUUUUCCUUAUUCUCUUUCCCUCACUUUUCCUAUUCUCUUCCCCUCACUUUUCCUAUUCUCUUCCCCUCACUUUUCCUAUUCUCUUCCCCUCACUUUUCCUAUUCUCUUCCCCUCACUUUUCCUUAUUCUCUUUCCCUCACUUUUCCUAUUCUCUUUCCCUCACUUUUCCUUAUUCUCUUUCCCUCACUUUUCCUUAUUCUCUUUCCCUCACUUUUCCUAUUCUCUUUCCCUCACUUUUCCUAUUCUCUUCCCUCACUUUUCCUAUUCUCUUCCCCUCACUUUUCCUUAUUCUCUUUCCCUCACUUUUCCUUAUUCUCUUUCCCUCACUUUUCCUAUUCUCUUCCCCUCACUUUUCUUAUUCUCUUCCCCUCACUUUUCUUAUUCUCUUUCCCUCACUUUUCCUAUUCUCUUUCCCUCACUUUUCCUUAUUCUCUUUCCCUCACUUUUCCUUAUUCUCUUUCCCUCACUUUUCCUUAUUCUCUUUCCCUCACUUUUCCUUAUUCUCUUUCCCUCACUUUUCCUUAUUCUCUUUCCCUCACUUUUCCUAUUCUCUUUCCCUCACUUUUCCUUAUUCUCUUUCCCUCACUUUUCCUUAUUCUCUUUCCCUCACUUUUCCUUAUUCUCUUUCCCUCACUUAUCCUAUUCUCUUUCCCUCACUUUUCCUUAUUCUCUUUCCCUCCUUCUUUUCCUUGUUUCUUUUUUUGCUCAUUUGCUUGUUUUUUAUCCUUUUUUCUUGUCCUUUUAUUUUCUUUCCCUUUCAUUAUUUUUGCUCUUUAUUUCCUUCCCACUUUACCUUUUUCUCUUUUCUUCUUUUUCCUUCUCUUCUCUGAUUUCUUUUUUCUUUCUUUUUUUCAUUCCCAUUCCUCUCUUUUUACACCCUCUCUUAUUAUUUUUCCCUUUUUUCUUAACUAUUUCUUGUACUUAUAAUUCACAUCCUCUUUCUUUCUUUCUUUCUUUCUUUCUUUAUAGCUUUUUUAUUUCUCUCUCUGUCAUCUUUUUAGUCACCACCCCUACUUUUUUUUUCCUUCUCUAUAUCAAUUAA
Molecule: messenger RNA, 1875 nt
Organism: Acanthosepion pharaonis
Lineage: Eukaryota; Metazoa; Mollusca; Cephalopoda; Sepiida; Sepiidae
Source: the annotation of a GenBank genome assembly